Molecule: messenger RNA, 1942 nt
Organism: Drosophila takahashii
Lineage: Eukaryota; Metazoa; Arthropoda; Insecta; Diptera; Drosophilidae
Source: RefSeq, a predicted model, not a curated record
AACAUAACUACUCAAUUACAAAGCUUGUGAGCCAUAAUGGAUGGCCUAUCCGGGUGAAACUUUGUCUGCUGCAAUUACAAAUCAACUAGCUGGCCAGUUGGACCCUGGCCAUAAAAGGGUUCCCCGAAUGCCAGCGAAAAGCUCAGUGAUUGAGUGACUCGCUUUCGGGAUGGCCAAGGGAGAUAAAUCGGUGGAGGCAACUAGUUUCGGUGGCACCAGUAGUGACAAGUGCCUCGUGGACUUGCUGAGGGUCCAUUUUCGGAGCUAUUGCGAAAAGUCAACGAUUCACUGUGUUCGCUAUCUUUACGAUCCCCAGUUGCACAAUGUGGAGAGGUUUGUUUUUAAAAAAAAUAUUUUAAAACCAUUUAAUUUUUUAUUAAAUCUCCGUAUAAUCUUCACCCGCAGACUCAUCUGGUGCGUGCUGCUCAUCAUCAGCGUAGCCUUAUCCUGUUUCUUUUACCUUCUACUCUCGGAGCGUUUUGUGUCCCAGAAGCUGCAGACAGUUGUUCACGAUCCACAGUACCCCGUUUUUCUGGUCCAAUUUCCGGCCGUAGGAAUUUGCACAGACAAUCGCAUCAAUUGGAGCAAAUUGGAGGCGGCCAAGGAGAAGUUCCUGCCUGCCAAUUCGAGCGGGGAAUUGGUUGAGAGCUUCACCACCUUGGUUUCCCGAUUGGAAACUCUCCGCUUCGGCAGUUAUAUGGCCAGUUUGGCUCAGCUGGAGGACGAUAACCUGGAGGCGGUGGGAUUUGUGAACCUAACCGACUUGGCCAUAUUCAUGACCCUCCAGUGCGAGGACAUCUUGGUCACGCACUCCUGCCUGUGGCGCAGUUCCUCCUUCAAUUGCUGCGAGUACUUUGUGAUGGAGAAGACAGAGUUUGGAUUUUGUUUGGUCUUCAACUCGGAGAUUUCGCCCCGCUCCAAGGCAAUUCGACAAAAGGAGGGCUUUCAUUUUUAUCCCAGGCACAAUGCCAAGGCGGGUCAGAGUACGGGAUUGAAUUUUGAUCUACUCAUCAAUGAGAGUUUCAAGCGACCCGAUUCGCAGGCAAAUGAUAAUGUCUACGUGGGUAUAUCUAAGGGAAAUUAUCCAGAUCAAUUGACGAAUGUGGUUUACUCCAUGACCCAAAACACCGAGACCUAUGUAACCGUACGUCCUGAUCUCACUUGGACGGAUGAGACCACGCGUAGUAUUCCGCCGGAGCGAAGGAAUUGCCUUUUUGCCGACGAGCAGAGUGAGCUGGAUACCCAUGAUGCAGCCAAGAAAUAUGGAAAGCCCUUUCAGCUCACCAACUGCCUGAAUAGAUGCCAUGAAUCCUACUUGGUUCAGAUGUGCAACUGCUCACUGCCCAUUUUUUUCUUAUACAACAACAGGGUUAAAGAAUGUGAUGCAGCUAGCCUGCGCUGCUUGGCUCGUCACAAUGACAUUUUCAGCUACGAUAAGCGCAGGGACGAGGAUGCCCUUUUCAGUGCCACAAAACCGGGGAUGACCUGUUCCUGUUUGGUGAACUGCUACCUGCUCGACUAUUAUACGGCCACCACCACUCUGCCCUUGUCAGCCCAUAAACUCCCCAAAGAUCCACAUCAGAAACUCUUUAAGGUGGAUGUGCACUAUCAAGUGGAAACUACUCCUUUGUAUCGCACCAGUUUGGAGUUUACCAUAAUUGAUUUGAUAGCCAAUCUGGGUGGAAUCUUUGGCCUCUGCUUGGGUGCUUCUAUGGUCAGUGCCUUCGAAUUGAUUUACUAUCUAACUGUGGGCCUCGCAAUGCAUCUAUAUGAUAAUAGAUAUUAUGGGGUUUUAAGCAAACAACUGCGCAUCAAGUGGGGGAAGUUUAAGAGCUACCUUAAAAACGAAGUGAGCCAUCUAGCAGAACAUCCUGCUAACCAAAAAGAAGUCGGCAAAAGUCAACUAAGGCAUCCCUUUAACCAAAGAAAAAAUGUUUGGUAA